Molecule: messenger RNA, 1902 nt
Organism: Achroia grisella
Lineage: Eukaryota; Metazoa; Arthropoda; Insecta; Lepidoptera; Pyralidae
Exons: 7
Coding region: 185-1309 (374 amino acids)
Source: RefSeq, a predicted model, not a curated record
UGAAGUUUUGUGUCAAAAUCAGUCGAACAGAAGUCACAAAUUACACAUACAAUUUACAUCACAUAACUUAUUUAUGUGAUUAGUGUACUGCAUUAAUUUGCAUCUAUACGAACUAUAAUUUCGCGUUCACUUGUUAAUUAUAUCACAAAAUAAUUUGAAGUUGUCGGUGGUCCCCGUUAAGGAAAUGAGUGAUUCCGCCGGUGAUAGUUCAAAACCACGAGUUGCGGUUUUAGGAGGUUGUGGUUUUAUUGGGCGAAACCUCGUAGACUACCUAAUAACUGAGGAUCUAGUGAGCGGUGUCCGGGUGGUAGAUAAGACUCCUCCUCAACUGGCCUUCCUCAAUCCUGCUCAUACUAAAAUAUUCGAAGACCCCCGCGUAGAGUACAAGAGCGCCAAUCUAAUAAAUCCUGCAUCAUGCGCCGCUGCCCUGGACCCUGGCAAUGGAGAACCGUGGGCUCUGGUAGUGAACUGCGCGGGGGAGACCAGGGUGGGCCAGUCGGAGGCAGUAUACUCCGAGGGUAUCUAUACCCUGAGCUGCAAUGUGGCUAAAGAGUGCGCUAAACAGAAGGUUGCCAGGCUUGUUGAAAUAUCCAGCGGUUUUAUGAGCAGUAAAGACAAGCCACACAAGGAGAGUGAUCCAACCAACCCUUGGACAGUAGAAGCCGUAAUGAAAGCAAAGGUGGAACAAGAGCUGAAGAACAUGGAACCAGAAUUAAAUUACACAAUACUAAGACCGGCGAUCGUGUACGGUAUUGGCGAUAGGAGGAGUCUAACCCCGCGGCUACUAUACGGCGCCAUCUACAAGCACCUGGGGGAAACGAUGAAGCUGCUGUGGACGGCAGACCUGCGGCUGAACACCGUGCACGUGCGGGACGUGUGCGCGGCCGCCUGGACCCUCGGGCGACGGGCUGAUGCUGCGGGGCGCGUCUACAAUGUCGUCGACACCGCCGACAGCACGCAGGGCAGCCUCGCGGAUAUUGUCGCUGACAUAUUCAAGAUUAAUCACGACUAUUAUGGAACAGCCAUAUCGACUCUCGCGAAGACGGACAUAGCGGGCGUGGCCGAGGACGCGAACGACAAGCACCUGACAGCGUGGGCGGACAUCUGCCGGCGGUACGGGCUGCAGCACUCCCCGCUGGAGCCCAGCGCCGCGCCCGACUCGCUCUCCAACAGACACCUCAGUCUCGACGGCUCGCGCCUGCAUGCCAUACUACCGCCAACAGUUGCCGCGCCCACCAGAGACCUCCUCACGCAGGUCCUUGAGGAUUACGCAUCUAUGAACCUAUUUCCGAGAGAGCUUCUGCUAUGACCGACUCAAUAAAUAUACUGAGACAAUAUGAUGCAACGUAAUUUGGACCGCUUCAGUACAGUAUGAAUUAUAAGUCAAUUUAAAAACAUUCCAUGUCUAAUGUAUUUCAUACAUUUUAAAGACAUUUUGAGUGUAUCUAGUUAGGGGCCGUCCAUUCCAUCCAUUUUGUCCAUCCCGUAUUUUUUUUCGGACUAUAAUGCUGUUGGCCGCAGCUGGCUUUUACAGCUUCACCGCGCGAUAGGGGGUGAGUGCAGAUGGCAAUUUAAACCCGCGGAAGGACUUAUGAAGCGGCUGAAGGCCAACUCUCGCGAGACGGAUGCGACUUUAGUCUGAGGACACCGCUAGGGGUUCAAACCUCGGCUCAGGCCGUUAUAAUUUCGAUCUGCAGUUGAAUUGGAUGGGGGAUCGAUCGCAGGGGCUCAUCCAUUCCGUCCGGCUCAAAAAGAGGGAAGGGGUUCGAUAAAAAUCACGAAAUAUCACAAGCGGGUGAGGGAGUGUAGUAAUAUAUCUCGUGUAUUUAUUUUUUAAUUAAUCGCGUUUUUUAUAAACUGAACAACCAACCAAAUAAAGUAAAUAAAAGUAACAUUAACUUU